AGUAAUCGACUUGAUGAGUAAAGAUUCAAAAAUAAUAGCGGUAAAAUUAGUUCAAAACACCAUAGAAAGCUCUAAAGCAGAAUUUGAAACAGCAAACAGGAGGGCAUAAUAACAUGCAUCAUUUGGCCAAACCAGGAAAGCACAACAGGGCAGCCGAAUAACAAUAUUAACAAGAUAAAGAGGAGGAAUGCAAGCUGCUGCUGCUCCUCCUCCUCCUCCUCCUCUUCCAAUCCCUGUAAAAUCCCUGUGCAAUGAGAAAUGUACAGUGGGCUGCCCCAUUCUGGACAGUGCUCUCAAUGGAGGGAUCCCCUGCGGUUCGAUCACAGAACUUUUCGGAGAAUGCGGAUCAGGUAAGACCCAGUUGGCUUUGCAGCUUCUUCUGUGUGCCCAAUUGCCCAUUUCACAAGGGGGAUUAGAGGCCAGCUCUAUGUAUAUUCAUUCAGAGGGUUAUUUUGCCUAUCGUCGCCUUCGUCAGCUUUCACAAACAUUUCUCAGCCAAUCAAAAGCAAUUCAGUCUGAAUUGUAUUAUCAAUGUGAUGGAUCUCAACCUGAAAUGGAUUCACCACAGAAAAAUUGUUUGAAUAAAAGUCAAUAUAUGUGCAACCAAUUUACUCGUGCUGAACCCCAGUUAGACUACAGUGGGGCUCAGGAUAAAUUUGGAAUCAAUCCUAUUAAUGGAUUUAUUGCGGCUAAUCAGCCAUCUGGAGAUGGACUUAUAGUAGGUCCUUUUGGUGGUCAGUCUGAAUUGGUCCAGCUUCAGGCCGAUUGCUAUAAUGGAAUUCAAUCCGAGGUUCUGACCAAUCAUUAUAUUGAUCCUCAGCCUGAGCUGGGAAAAUCUCUAAUCAACCAGCCUAAUGGAUUACACUCUAAGUUGGAUGAUUUCCUAAUCAGACAGUUGGUUCCAGCUUAUGCCAAUUUGGAUAAUGACAGGGCUCAAUUUCCUGUCAAUGGAGGUCAGCCCAAGUUGGAUCAUUCUUCAAUCAAUCAGUCCUGUGGAGCUCAUACAGCAGGGCCAGAUCAGCCUUGGAUGAAUGGCUAUACUGGCUCUCACAUAGGGGCUCAGCUUCCUAUCCAUCAGGUUUUUGGAUCUCAGUCUGAGGUGAGUUAUGAUGAGGCUGAGUUUGAGUUAGGUAAGCUUCCCUUGAAUUGCAGAAUGGUCCAGUCAAAGAGAAGCAUCACAACUACCAAGGAUUCAAUUAAUUAUGAAGCUAACUAUUCAAGCCAACAGGGUUUGGGAAAAAGAAAAGAUGACCAAUCACACAAUGCAGGGGCCAAUGAAAAGAGAAUCUGUUGUCACAACAACUUGGAAGGCGAUCAAGAUAUUGAAUUCUGGGGAGCAAUCAAUAGUACCGAAUGGCAGGCCUUGGAUUCCAUUUCAAAAUCGCAUGCUCCUAAACCUAUUACUGAUGUAACCUUUAACAGAAACAACAGUGAUUCUGGCAUGCUAAAUUUAGACCCUUGCGAUAAUAUAUUUGUUCAGGGUGUUCACACAAUAGAAGAGUUGUUGCAUUUCUUAGACCAGACUGAGGUCCUGUUAUCAAGACCUCUUGGUAUGCCUGUCAGAUUGCUUAUCAUAGAUUCAGUUGCAGCUCUCUUUAGAUCAGACUUUGACAACACUGCAAAUGACAUGGUAAAGAGAGCCAGCCUUUUCUUUCAGCUUUCAAGCAAGUUAAAAUAUUAUGCCCAGAAAUUUAAAAUUGCAGUGGUUGUUACUAAUCAAGUUGUGGACUUUAUUGAUUCUGAGGGAUCCAAAGGUUCGAUGAAUAACCUUCAGCUUGGGAAUUUUGAUUCUCUUGUUUCUUCAGCUCGUAGGGUACUUCCAGCUCUGGGUUUAUCUUGGGCACAUUGUAUCAAUACUAGGCUCUUUUUAUCUCGCAUGGAAGAGUCCAUAUAUUCCCUGGAUUCCUCUUGUAAUAGUUUUAAUAGGACUUUGACUGGCAACAGUUCUGACACUGCAAUGGAUGCAUGCAGCAUCACUGGGAACACAAGACUAAGGCGGAAAAUGCAAGUAGUUUUUGCUCCUCAUCUACCUAGCAUUUCAUAUGAUUUUGUGAUUGAAAGAAAUGGAGUAAAAGGCAUUCCAUAGCA
This is a messenger RNA of Cryptomeria japonica (Japanese cedar), 2088 nucleotides long. RefSeq lists its product as uncharacterized. Gene Ontology annotation, cellular component: Rad51C-XRCC3 complex; replication fork. Lineage: Eukaryota; Viridiplantae; Streptophyta; Pinopsida; Cupressales; Cupressaceae. Gene Ontology annotation, biological process: telomere maintenance via recombination; double-strand break repair via synthesis-dependent strand annealing; t-circle formation. Gene Ontology annotation, molecular function: ATP binding; ATP-dependent DNA damage sensor activity; four-way junction DNA binding. The record is from RefSeq and is a predicted model, not a curated record. The transcript has 2 exons. The coding region runs from base 188 to 2086 and encodes 632 amino acids.